CUGGAAGGAUGUUCCUUCAGUGCCACGUUUGUGCAGAAAAAUUCCACAAAACACACUAUGCCCGAGUCCGUUGGUUCCGUGAUUGGUAAAUUUUGUGAUGAAUACAUCAACAGCACUCCCAAGAAGCUGAAGAUCGUUGACGCAUACCUUCUUUACAUCAUGUUGACUGGGAUAAUUCAGUUCCUGUACUGUUGUUUGGUUGGCACUUUCCCCUUCAAUUCAUUCCUCUCUGGAUUCAUUUCAACAGUGGCAUCUUUUGUACUUGGAGUUUGCCUGAGAGUUCAAGAUAAACAUCUCAGUUUGACCACUCAUCUUACUCACCAUGGCAACAAUGGCACAGACUGGUAGACUACAAUAACUCGAGCAAGGAACAACCAGUAUUCCUUUCCAGUUUCCAUGGCAACAUAACAAGAGGGAACAACAGCAAUAAGCUACAACAAACUAGCAUCGUUUAGAAGACAUGGACUUGCUCAUAAGAUUCUAAAAUAACAUUUUUAUUAUUCACUUAUUAAUUAUAAACUGAGAAACAAUAUUGAACUGGACAUCAUGUUUAAGUGUAUUUUGUUGUAAUUGUUGUAUUUAACUAUGAGUUCUGUCACGACUGUGUCAUUGUUUGUAUCAUUCACCAUUCACAUUCAUCAUCAUUAAAUAAAAAUAAAGGCUAGAUAUUGUAAAAAUUAAAUAUGAAUUUCUGUGAAAUAUUAAAAUGACAUGGGCCAAUUGAAAACUUAUCUAAAACUUAUUUUCGGCUUGUAAAUGUUUCCUCUUUUGAACCAUAAUUCAGUUUACCCAUGGACAUGAAUAGAAGGAAUGAACAUUUUUAGGAAACUGGUUUCUCCCAAUUUAGUUGUGAUUCAAACCAAAAGAUGGACAUGCAAAAUUCUUCAUUCAAAUAUCUCACUAUCUUGUAAAAUGGUUUAUUAUCCCACCCUUUGAACGAAGUUUUGGGGAUAGAGAACAACUAUGUCUGUCAGUUCAAGUACCUAAUUAGUCAUAAACCUCUCAAUAGAAUAGGAUAAAUGAGUAAAAUCUGAAAUUGGCCGUUCAAUUAUUUUGGCAGGUAACAACUCAGUUACAAAAAAUUGGCGAAAUAUCAUAAAUCUAGUUCAAUGUUCAUUAUUCACAGGAUAUUUUAAUUGAUUUAGAUUAGCGUCCACUGUUCAAAGAGAAAAGGUUUUGCUGAAUAAAAAUGCUCAUUGUAUCGAGGAGUUCACUAGAGAGGUGUUCACUAACAAAGG
This is a messenger RNA of Owenia fusiformis, 1238 nucleotides long. Lineage: Eukaryota; Metazoa; Annelida; Polychaeta; Sabellida; Oweniidae. The record is from the annotation of a GenBank genome assembly.